AGGCUGUUUGUUAAUGGUCUUGUCGCAAAUCGUGGUGCGACCCUUCCCUGGUUUCGUUUGGACCUUUGGACAUCAGUAAGAUAACGUCUACAUAACUUGUGUUUGAAUGCGGAUUCCAUCACUAUGAAGCUGGAAGUUCACAAAGCCAGCAACAGGCAACACAUGAUAACCCUUGAGAAUAUUACACCAUAUUGCUCAAUAAAAGAAGUCAAAGAGGAGCUAUCUAAGAAAAUAAAAAAGUUCUAUGUUGAAAGGCAAUCUCUGAAAGCUGAACCACGUGGCAAAUCUUUGGAAGAUGAUGAAACAUUGGCUUCUCAUGGCUUGCAAACCGAUGGAAGUAAAAUUUACUUCAAAGACCUAGGCCCUCAGGUGGGAUGGACGACUGUUUUUCUGACUGAAUAUGCCGGACCUCUCUUUAUUUAUCCGUUAUUCUACUUACGACCGUCGUUUAUAUACGGCGAAGGAGCCAGUACUACUCCCAUUGCUGAACCGGUGCAUCUGGCCUGUGCUUGUUGGUGUAUUCACUAUGCAAAAAGAUUGCUAGAGACGGUUUUCGUGCACAGAUUUUCACAUGGUACAAUGCCUAUAAGAAACAUUUUCAAGAACUCCAUGUAUUAUUGGGGCUUCACGUGUCUAGUCUCCUACUUCGUGAAUCAUCCUUUGUACACGCCUGCCAAAUUCGGCUCAAUCCAAAUUUACGGAUCAUUGAUUGGGUUUUUGCUCUGCGAAUAUGGCAACUUUGUUAUCCAUUGCCUUCUGCGUGAUCUCAGGCCACCCGGAACAAAAGAACGGAGAAUUCCCUACCCCGCAAAGAACCCACUUUCAUGGAUGUUCAAACUUGUUUCGUGUCCAAAUUACACUUACGAGAUCGGCGCUUGGAUGUUCUUCACAACAAUGACACAGACGUUAACUGCUGGCUUAUUUUGUCUCGCUGGCUUUAUUCAGAUGGCAAUUUGGGCAAAGGACAAACAUCGCCGAUAUAAGAAAGAAUUUAAAGAUUACCCAAGGAGAAAAGCCAUUGUCCCUUUCAUCCUUUGAGACUGUAGAGGAUUGUUCCGUAUCAAUGAUUUGUAGCGACACGAAUGUAAAGAAAGUUAUCGUUUGUUGGUCAUGAGUUUAGCAUCAAAUUUUAUUGUUUGUUUUGCGAGAGACGAUUUACCAAGACUGAAAUAUGUUAGUUGUCUUAAGCAUAUCCUUUUUCGUCUGUGACUGACUCAGUGGUACCAAGUUCUGAUCUAAAUCAAGCACUGAUUAAAUAGGUUCAAAUAUACUUAAUAUGUCUUUUAUCUUGCUAUUUUUAAAUGUAAUUUGAUUCUUGCUUCAAUUUGCAAAUGUUUCUUAAAGAUCCCAAUUAUGAGAAAAAGAAGAUGCAAAAUUUCAAA
Rhopilema esculentum is the source of this 1382-nucleotide messenger RNA. Its product is annotated as putative very-long-chain enoyl-CoA reductase art-1. The record is from RefSeq and is a predicted model, not a curated record. Gene Ontology annotation, molecular function: oxidoreductase activity, acting on the CH-CH group of donors; protein binding. Gene Ontology annotation, biological process: very long-chain fatty acid biosynthetic process. Lineage: Eukaryota; Metazoa; Cnidaria; Scyphozoa; Rhizostomeae; Rhizostomatidae.